AAGAGCAAGUUCAGUUGACAACAACCGCCGAAUGUCGUCGAAUGUGAAGUAUGCGACGACGACGAUGUCGUUUGCGAGUGGAAGGGGGAGAAAGGGAGCGAGAGACGCACGUCUAUAGGAAUCAGCCGGCGAAGCCACAGAAGGAUCAUCCGGACGGGCCGGGACGGGCCGGGCGAGAAUGGAAUGGAAUGGGCUCGGUUGUCAUGUCAUGUCCCUCUGGUUCCUGAUUUUUGGAGGUUCGACUUCCAGCGAGUUACGGAAUUGUCGACUGGUCUGUGGUUCCGUUUAGAUUCAAUGAACGAGCGCUCUCAGGUCUAGCGUACAGAACAUUUUGGGAGGGAUCAGAAUCACAAUUUCUCUCAGUCAUCGCGGUACUGUUUGGAACGAGUGGGCGAGUGGAAUUGAGAUGGAGCUCUGAAGACCUGCUUGGAAGGGUGGAGCUGGCUCGUUGUGCAGCAAAAGCUAAUCUCCGCACAAAAGUAAACCACUCUGGUGUCGAAAGAAAUGGCAGAGGUCGAAGUGCACCCUCAGGUCAGCUCGCUGGAUUCGAUUUUGGAGGAGCCAAAAGAGAAAUAUCCUGAGUCAUCCAAUCGGCCAGCGGUAUGUGUUGUGGCUGGUCUAGUCUUAUGAUCCCUUCUUUUAUCUGGAUUGAUGACACGGUUCUCGAAUCAUUGAGUCCGAGAUGAAGACUACGACAUACAUCCUCUAAUCUCACAUAUCUAUUGGGUCUUGUCAAAAGCCAGGCCUGUCGAGAGAGAUGAGCCACUUUGCCGUGCUCGUCGUGGACUUUUUCUGAGUUCCAGCUGAGCUCAAUAAUCGUGAGGAAAUUGGGUAGCAAAUAAAUGUAAUGUGGGUUGCAAUUUGAUUAUUGGAAGUAAAUCUGUCGUCAGAUUUCAAAAAAGGGGUUUAGGGUUUUAAGUAUGAGUCACGAGAACCUAUUCUGAAAAGACCGAGGGUUUAGACCUGAAGGUACUGCACCCGUAUAUGACGUGGUCAAAGAGUUAUCACGAUUAUCAAUGGUUAGUCUGCUCGUUGAAUGUAGUGUGACCAUGACUUUUUUUCUGAUUCUUUUUCACUCUGUCAACUCAAGUAAGCGUAUUACACAGUGCCUCUAACAGCUCGCCAAGCUCAGGUGCUUUUGAUUUCAGUACAGCUUGUACUCCAUCACGGAGGUUUCUGUGUGUUAUGGAGUCUCAUUGCAUGGUAUGUGAGCAGAUCGUCCGACCUCUACCAUCGUUGGAUGGAUGGCGUGGCUUGGCUCAUUAUCGCACAGAAAGCCGACGGAAUGUUGUGAAGAAGAAGUAAGAGCGUGAAGCACCCAUACUCUAAAGUACAUAUAUAAAGUCAUCAGUAUGAGUGCGUGGAAUCGGCUUGAAGGAAAUAAUAACUCCAAAGGCUGGUCACUUGUCACAUUGUCGCACAAUUUUCAUGCAAACAUCACGGGGACGUCAUACGUAAAGAAGUAGAGUUUCACAUGCCGUAUCAUAUCAUCUUCCACAACAUGGACACUUUCAGUUCAUAAGAGUAGCUGAGUCAGAAACGCUUGGAAUCGAAAACGGGUUUAUGUCGAAUGAACUUACCUCUGUUGUAUGCAUGAUGUUUAACUUCAGUUUUGUGUGUGUGUUUCAUGUUUUCAUGUUUUCAUGCGCACUAAUUGUGUGUGGGUUGACAGACCGCAAGACCGUACACCUAGUGAUCUUUACAUAUUGGAAGAAUCCGUGAAGAGUGUGAAGCUCAUUGGAGACUUACCCUUAGCUAAACGCCUUGAGGCAAGACCAUCCUACUUAACAUUUUUAUUCCCUUAUGUGAUACAUGCACAGAACAGGAGGGGGAGAAAGAUAGAUGCUCCUAUGUGGGUCGUAAAGAUGUGAUCCGCCACCGGAGUCCUUCUUGAAAGGGAUGAGCAGUCGUGAUAAUAUCGAAGGUUGCUUAGAUUAUAGUAACUGAAUUGGACUUUUCAAGUCGCAUGCUUGGGUCUGUAGGCAUCCGCUUUGUCUUGCUUCUCCAAAAUAAGUUCUUACAAGUUGAAAGUGCUCAAUCAAGCUAAGCUUUUUUGGUCCGAAGAGACUUCUUUGGCUUUACCAAAGAAGCACUGAAGGCUGGAAUGGCUCGUAGAUAGACUUUUCGACUGUUGGAUAUUUGAGUAUAUCAAACGACUCGUGCUUUUUGUUCGAGACAAAACUGAUGGCCUAACCCUUGCAGUUCACUUAUAUAUAUCGGUAAACUUCAAAGAGAAGUAGCUGGGAGUUUCACAUAUGCAGUCAAGUCUGGUCAUAUGUUUCUGGCAGGCAGACACCUUAUUACGAUGUCCCAAGUUUUCACUGGCUAGAUGAUCUAUAUAGUGGUCUAGAAGAGGUGGCGAUAAUUUGUUUGAUUUUGGCAGAUUUGCAGGUACCUUGGUUACGAAAAACGCGAUUCCAAUGUAACUGGUGAGUUUUUCAAACUCACUUGUUAAUAUUAUUUUCAGGAGAGCAGUUAAGUCGAUAACCUUGUCACCUUAUUUUUCGGUACAGAUAUACUCCUUUGUCCUUCAUGUCCUAAAAAAUAUAAACUCUGCAAUUUUGUUCCUUCUCAACAUCAAUUACACUCGACGCAAAGUGUUCAAAGACCUACAUGGCUUCCGUCUGGGAUUGAGGCAUCUGAGGUCAGUCAAAAUCUCAAUCUCGUUUGUGCAAUCUGUCUUUUAGUCGCUACAGUGACGGAACCCCGGAAGUUCCAACGUCAGUUGCUCUUUCGUAUGGUUAGCCCUCAUUAACUGCCACAUCCUGGACGUCGAUCGUCUAGAUUGUCUUUCAGUUCCUUUGACGUAAGUUGGAAGAUCCUGCUGUUUUUUAACCAUGGUUUCAGGCUGACUCAGUAGAUCAAAUUUGACAUAAGUCAAACGUGAAGCGAAGCUUUAAUGCAGCAAUCGUGAUCAGUCAUGUUAAGGUUCCCCCCAUAAUUUCAUGAUCGUGUUAAAUAGUUGGGAUUGUAAUUUCUACCCAAUGGUGUUUAUGAUCAAAGCAUAGGACUUACAGUAGCUUCAAGUACAAGAAUUGAUUAUUGUGACGCACCGCAUCUUCUACUGCCAUCUGAACUGUGGUGGUGCUCCUUCUGCAAAAAAAAAUACAGUCUUAUAAUCGUGUGUAUGUUUUUUAAGGUCUCUAUAGUAGCUUGUUGUCAGAUUUUUAACUCAAAAGUAGGCGAGUUAUGGAAUAUCUGGUGGAGUUGCAGUUUAUCAGCAGGGUGCAGUCGGCGGCACUUUCUACAUAAUGUUCACUGGACUUGUGAGAGUAAGUCACUUUGAAGAUGUGUGCGCACGAACAUUCGAGUCUGCGUAGUUUCAUGUAUGCUUGCAUAUCUUCCAUCCGUGCAGCUGUUGUUGAAAGUUGAGUUUCUAGUUUGCAGUAUGUAUUGUAAAGGUCUACUAGUUUACAAAGUUCGCACUCUGCUCAGUCACCCAACGUACGCAUUCUACUAUGUUUCUGGAUAUAUGUUUGUUCACAGAAUUUGGCUUUAUGUGACCGUUUCGGCCACUUAGUUCAUGAUAAGAUUUUCUUGACCUUUCUACCAUCACCUUAUUAGGCAUCUGUGCACGAGGAAGGGGUCCAGGAAGAUAAAGUGACACUGAUGCUUCCAGGUGACUCUUUUGGCGAACUGGCUCUAAGCAAGGAACAAUGUCGAAUGUAAGCCUUUCUGUCAUUCUAGCUGUCAAUAUGCAUAUAAACUGUCUCAGCACGUUCGAUAUCAGGCAUGUUCGGAGGGCCAGUUCGUAAUUCUCGACUAAAAGAUGUAACACUGUCGUAGAAUUAAAAUUCAACUCAUCUGCAGUGCGUGAUGUUGUUGCAUGAGUAACCAGAAAAGGGAUGGCGUUUCAUAUCACGUGAGCGUUUUCAUUCCUACUCUGUUUUGUUUAGGAUGCAACUAACUUUCUGGCCUGUACAAGAUUUGUAUCUCACUCUCAUUAUCAGGCCCUCGUGAUUGCUUGCGUUAUCAGGACAGAAACAACUUUCACAACUGAAAGGGUACCAACGCAUUACAACAUCUUCGAAGUUCAUUUUUUCCUCCUAUAGAUAAUAUUAGAAAGAUUGUUCUUCAAAGUCAUCUACGUGGCUGUUAAACGCUGUCUGUAAGUUUAUGAGUUUUUAUUGCUGAAUUCAUGUCAAGUACACACAAGGGCACAGUUGUAAGCCAGAGGCUUUGCUCCUGUUCUUUACGUAAGGCCCGGUGUUUCAUUUUGUUCAUCAAUCCAGAUAAAGAUCGAGAUAGUGAGAGCUCAACGUUUGUCCUGAUGACGCACUUAAUAGACGUUUACACGGAUUUACAUCAUCUUACUGGCUUUAAAAAUUUGCUAAUGGUAUGUCAGUCUGAGUUGCUGACGCUGACGAAGAAGGACUAUGAAGGAAUUCUGAAAAUACAGAAGACUCCUGAAAUCAGAGAGCGAGUAAAAUUUCUCAAGGUCUGUAUGCUCUACAUCUCAACUCUUAUGUAUGGUGACAACCAGCUCAUACAUCAGGAGUGGAUGUAAUAUGUUUCUUUGAUCUACUUUUUUGCAGAGUAUAGCAGCUUUUUCAGAAGUCUCGAAGCAGAGCUUGUAUCGUUUGGCCAAUGUGCUUAGUUUGCGUAAAUAUACAAAGAAUAGAGGUAUGUUUAUUAAGGAUGUAGGAUUGUUUAUAGCUUUGCAUGUCAAUGUAUUCAAAGUACAGUAUCAUACGCUGCUUUGCUUCGCUAUGCUAUGAGCUACAUAUCGGCACUACUUCAUCUUGUGUCGUUUGAGUCACCGCAGAGCGAUGGUAGGGUUGGAGUGUGGUAUAUUUUCGUGUUUAUGAGUACACAGUACGUAUGGUAUAUCUGACAGCAAUCAUUAUUUUAAUGAGGACCAGCGGUAACUUUCCAAGGCGAUGAAGCGUUUGAGAUGUUUUUUAUCAAAACUGGCGAGUGUCGUGUAAGUUGUUUUCUUCUUCAUUCCCAAGUGAAACCUACAUUGGUCUCGGUAAUUUCAGUCUGCCAAUCAGGUAGAAAUAGUCAUCCAAAUGCACAGAAGCCAUUAGCAGAAACAUGAGAGAUAGCUCCACGAGUGACAAUCUAUUUAUACCACCGAGUUUCUGAGCCUUAUGAUAUAUCUGCGAAAUAUAUACUCUUUAUACAACCGAGUUUCUGAGCUUUAUGAAUUACCUGCGAAAUAUAAACUUCGGAUAUCAGUAGAGGUUUGUAAACCUAGACGCAAUGAUCAAUGCAAUUAUCUUAAGGUCGCAAUUGAGUACACGCAUAUAUAUAGGAACAUAGUUAGCGUCGUAGACAAAUAAGACUUGGGCUCUUUUUAUAUCCUGAACCUUCUAAGAAGGGCAACUAGAUUAGAGGUAAGGGGCAUACAGAACAUUGAGCUCAAAUGUAAUACAUCGCUGAAGCUUUUAUUUCCAUAUAAAACCCCACGAGAUAUCUGUGUUGGACAUUCGAUCUUU
This is a messenger RNA of Marchantia polymorpha subsp. ruderalis, 5441 nucleotides long. Lineage: Eukaryota; Viridiplantae; Streptophyta; Marchantiopsida; Marchantiales; Marchantiaceae. The record is from the annotation of a GenBank genome assembly.